Apis cerana (Asiatic honeybee) is the source of this 3544-nucleotide messenger RNA. Its product is annotated as cilia- and flagella-associated protein 61-like. The record is from RefSeq and is a predicted model, not a curated record. NCBI's taxonomy places the organism in Eukaryota, Metazoa, Arthropoda, Insecta, Hymenoptera, Apidae.
UUGCAAUUUCAUAAAAUUCGCGAAUCUCACAUUGAUAUCGCCCAACGGUUUGCCUUACGACAAUGAUUACAACGAUUUGAGCGAUCGAAUGAUACCGUUCACCGGCCGAUACUGCCGGAAAUAUCGUCGGGAGCUUCCCACGCGUGUCUGGAUCAACAUCGUGUACGGAACGGUUAUAACGAUUAACAGGUAGAAAGAGGAGGCGACGCUCGAAUCGAGACGAUCGCGGAUGCAUUCUUCUUAUGAUCGACAGGAAGGAGAAAUACGUGACCGUGUUGCAGCAAGGGAACAUCACGUACGAUUAUUUGAUCUUGACCUGCGGGAUGCAGUAUCAAAAGCCCAAGUUUCAAGAAGAAUUGGAACUCGAGAAGAAAGGACAAUUUUUGGACGCCGAAGUGCCUUGGAACAUGUUGACGAUCAACGACGACACGGAAGCGGCCGUAUGCCUGGAGAAGAUAAAAAAGCAGACGGAAAAUUUGAAAAAGAAAAGUUAAUCGAUCGGGGACAGGAAUGGAUGGAAUGCUCCUAUACGAUUGAUCAAUUUUCUGAUUUAUUUUUAGAGAUUAUCAUAUUUUACGGAAACAACAUAGAUUGCUACUGCGCUCUCCAAGGGUUGCUAGAAUUCGGAGUGGAUGGCUCUUGGAUCACGUUGAUCCAGCCCACGCUGGCCCAGUGCACGGCCUACGACCAGGCGUUCUUCGACGAUUGCGAAGUGUACACGGAAGUGAUGGAGUCGAUCACGAGGAACAACAUCAACAUAAUCAUGGGAUGGGAAUUGAUUAAUUGGAAGGUGGAGGACACGUCAAAGGGUAAAAUGAUCGAAUCGAUCGUUAUAAAGUCGAAGGGCAAGAGCGAAGUGAUGGAUUGCGACUUUUUGAUCAAUUUUUACGAAAAGACUAUCGGCAUGAAGAUAUUCUUGGCGAUCUGUAGAUCCGGGUUGAUGUUCGACGGUCAAUUGGUCAUAGAUUCGGACUUGAGAACGAACGAUCCGUCGAUCUUCGCUGCUGGCACCAUAACCAAGUAUUGCAGAAGGUAUUACAGCGAGUCUUGGCAGCACAAAAAGUUCAACAGAAUCGAGAUCGGCGAAAAAUUGGCGAAAAUCAUUCGUUCGUUCAUCGAAAACGAGCACCAAGGCAAGGAUCCAGCGUCCGUGCCAUCGAAACGUAAAGUCUACGAAUCGAUAUACGUGUUCCGAUUACCAUUGAUAGUGGCCUGCAUCCUACCUGGUGGUUAUCGAUUUCUUUACGUACGAAAAUGCGGGAAAGGCACGCCACGCAAGAUCGCGAUUCGUUACAAUAUUUACGGUCAAGCGCUGAUCACGGGAUCGUGCAAAAGCGAUAUCGGCUACUUCCGGAUAAGAUUAAAUCGGUUCAAUAUGGUCGAGACGAUAACCUGUUUCAACAAAAAGAAUUUCGAAGUGGAUCAUAUGUGCUCGUUGUGGGGAAAACACGAGAGCCUGUUAAACGAUUUAAAGGCGCGAUUCAAAGAAUCACUGAUCGUGGACUUUUUCGAAUACUUUCGGGAACCGUGGGCCCUGGCCAUAUUUUACGAUAAAUUCGAUUGUCUUCGGGUGGAGAAUCGUGCCACGCUCUUGUCGAAAACGGCGAUAUCCGGCCAAUCUUUGGUUAACGAUUGCGUACAUGCUCUAAUACAGUCGAAAUGGGACGAGAUACAAAAGAGCGAUCUUCAAACCAUCCAAUCGAGAUUCGUUGGUUCCGUGUAUCACCAAGAGAUCGAGGAGAAUCUGCUCGAUUUUCUGCAAUUUUGCCAAGAUGAUCUACCUGUGUAUUGCACGCCCGAUAAAAUAUACGAAUUAUACGAAGGCAUCAAGGAUAGCCCGCUGUACAGCAUAUUCUACUCUUGAGCAACCUAACCUCGUCACACCUAAUUUCUAUAUAUAUAAUAUAUAUAUACACAUAUAUAUUUCUUUUUUCUUUUUCUUCUCGAACGAGAUCAAAAUAAAGAAUCGCGAAACGAGCUUCCAAGUAUCAUUUUAUAAUUUUACACUAUGCAUUUUCGAUCGAGACGCGACGGUUUCGUCAAAAAACCACAACGAGCGUAUUGGCAACUGGUCGUGUUACACGUGGACGAACGUUACCGACUUUUAAUAAACGAGUUCCCGAUCCGAGCCCUCGAUCGUUCCAUCCGCGCCUACUUACUCGGCAUGCGAUCCGAUCUGUGGGUCAAGUUUAACAUUCCGCCGUGCUACUCCAUAAACAUACGGCUCAAGGCAGCGUCUACUUGCCGCCUACGCAUCGUGAAACAACAAACACACCGUCACUGAAAUGUCGUGGCGUGCUUGUUUAAACGCAGAAUUCUCUCUCUCACACACACACAUACACGUCAUUGAGAGAUCGUUGAUGAUUCGAUUUGAUGCUCUUUUUGGAGAACGAGAAUCAUUUAAUCUCGAGAAGAGAAAGCGAAGCGCUUAGAGAAUCGAUCGAGGUGCGAAUAGUUCGACGUGAGAAAAUACAUAGCGUGCCGUGUUCAAAUGCUCGUUGUUUGUUAUUAAAUAGACGAAUAAAAAAAUAGCGAGAUAAUUUAUCGAUGCUCGUACGACGUAGAAAGGGAGCCAAAUACUUGAUGGCUUAACGGACCGGUGAUUCAGAACCGGAAACAGAACUGUAUAAUUAACCUUUUUGGCAAGGAACUCGGUUGAAUCUUUCGUUAGAUCGGUGCAUAUCUAUUAUCAAGGCUGAAUAUCUCCUACGUGUACGCAUCGAUUUACAUUUUUAAAUUGCUUAACGCGCGCUUAAAAUCAAUUGCGGCGAAACCAGGUAGGAAUCAGUCGCGCGUGAACCGCGCACACGAACGUUUAUCAUCCUCUCGACCGAGCCGAACGCAAAACUCCAUUCCGCGAGAAAUGAGCGAGUAUUCCUCGUAUUUUUACGAAAGGAGGUGUUACAUAUGCGAACGAAGUGCUUCCUAUCCGAAGAAUCGCUAUGUCCCCAAAAAAUCCACGCAUAGAGUGAGAUUCACCGAGCCGAGUAAGUGGAAUAAAUUUUUAAAAAUCGAGUGGGGAAAUUGGCCACGUGCCGCGUAUCAAUUUUUCCCUCUUUUUAUUCCCACCUCAUAUUUCAUUUGUUUCACGACUCGUUAGUAUAUACUCGUGUCAUAUUUUUAACGAAUAGAAUCGUUACCACUUAAAAAGUAACAUGAUACGAUUCCACAUUACGUUUCAUAAAAAUAUAAAAACUUCCUUCUCAAUUUGCUUUCAUGUGGAAUGAAAAAUAUUACGUGCGCUUGUUUUCCAUUUCGAUCCUAAAUUUGCCACGUUUCCGAGAAGAAUAGCAUAAAAUCGAUGCGAGACGCACGAUGAGACACGCGAUUCAGACGUAGCAAGCCAGACACGACUUUUGUUAUUCCCGUUCCCGUGUAAUCGGCUCUUGAAAUGUAUCCAAAAGCGUGUAGAGUCCCUGACGUUGGGUCAAUGUCGCGCUAUUCUCGUUCCUCCGUUUCGUUCUCCGUGCCCGUGGAUUUUUACAGCUGUUGUUCGCUCCAAGAAUCGUAAAAAAAAAAAAAAAAAAAAAAGAAAAAAGAAAAA